UGGAGGCUAGUGUUGUAUAUAAGGACAAAGCAAUAUCUUAAUGUUCUCUAAUAAUUAAAUAUAAUUCCAUUUUUGUUUCUACGGAAGACUCUUGUGUUGUGCCUUCCUCUAUCUCCCUGUUCGUGCGAAGGAAUGCAUUAGAAUCACAUUUUUGAACUUUGCCUUUUCAAUCUUCAGCAACAGGGCGACUGUGCUUCUGGGUUGCUCUCAAAUUCUCAUCUUUCUUUGAUUUUGAACCGAAUUUGUGUGGAGUUUUGUGCUUUCCAAUUGACUCACUUGACCUUGCUGAAUUCUUACCACUGUGCUGUUGAAGUUGAUGAGCUUACUAGAACUUUGACCAGAUCAGUCGGCCAUCAGGGCAAGACAAGCUUCAGGUAUAGUGAGCAUUCAGACAUGGGUUGCCUUGUGUCGACUCCAAAGGAUUCUGGUGGAAAUAGAAGAAGGCCUGGGAGUAUUGGGGAGGUUUCAGUUUAUGUUCCUGGUCUAAGAAUUCCUAAACCUGUUGAUUUUGCCCAGUCACUUGGUGAUUAUUUGUCCAAGAAUAUAGUUGAGCGUCUAUCAGCCCUUAGAACUCGUAUAGUUGUAAUGGCUGGUCAAGAAGGUCCUACAAUUACGAGGACAAAAAGAAAAAGUGCCACCCAACAUGGAGGUUCAACGUUGUCGGACCUUCAGCGGGCUCUUGAGGACUAUCUGCCUGUUCUUUUGGGGUUGGUUAAAGAUGGAAAUCACCUACAAUAUAGAGUACAAUAUGUUUGGAUUAAUCAGGAGGAUGAAUCAGAGGAAACAGCCAUGUCUAAUGCUUGGUAUGAAGUGUUGUCGGUUUUGCACUUGAUGGCAACACUGUUAUUAUCACAGGCUAAUUUAUUGCUUCUUCCGAGAACAUCUUCUGAUGGUUAUCAGCCAAAAGUAUCAGAAGAAAGCAGACGAGCUUCUGUUGAUAUUUUCUUAAAGGCAGCUGGAUAUCUGGAUUGUGCUGUCAGACAUGUUCUUCCCCAAUUGCCUGCAGAGUUCAGGAGAAACUUACCAGUAGACCUUGCAGAAGGAGUUCUUCGAGCACUCUGUCUACAAGCAUUAGGACAGGGCGUUGAUAUCCAACUUGGAAUGGCAAUUGAUAGUACCAAAGCCACUCUUGCUGUGAAGCGCAGACUUGCAUGUGAGAUGGUGAAGUAUUGGCAGCAGGCUCAAGACAACAUUAUGAAUAUUCCAUUAGCUAAUGGUUGGGGUGAAAAGCAUCGUCUAUUUGUCAAAUGGAAGUAUGUUGAAGCAAAGGCUGCAGCAUAUUAUUAUCAUGGCUUGAUUCUUGAUGAGGGAAAUACAGAGAAGUCUCAUGGGAUGGCUGUAGCUGCUUUACAAGCGGCUGAUGAGUAUUUCAAAGAAAGCAAGAGGCUGUGUGAGACGUUCAAUGCAGCACCUCCGUUAUCAAGAAAUCCACCAGUUUGGGGGACCAUGAAGUAUCUCUCAGAGAAAAUUCCCAAGGAUACUUCGAGCAAGGUUCGAAUAAACCGAGAUCUGUACUCUCAUGAGAGAAUCAUGGAGACAGCACCGACAUUGCCCGAUUUUGCAUUGGCCUUGAAACCAGAUGAAUUUCAACUUCCUCAGGUGGAUCCCUCCUGGAAAGGGGAGAACAUAAAAGCAGGACAAACUGGCCCCAACAAUCUCAAGGGUGACAGUAGAUAAAACCUCGGAAAUUUGCAGAUUUUGAAGAUAUGACAGAGGUUUCCAACUCAAAGGGUAAAAGCGUGAUUUUUCAGUCGUUGUCAAUAGAAAAAUUAGUUUCUUCUUGGCUUCUCUUUUCCCUGGGCCUUUUUCUUCUCUCCUUAAUAUAUGAAAAAUGCCCAAAAAAUAGAGCUUUGAGUGGUGUCUAUAAUGUUAUUGCUCUGGUUCAGGGAAAAGAUGGUUCCUUGCCGAUGCCCAAAUAAUAUUAUUGUUAUUUAUUUCAAAGUAAAGCCAGUCAAAUGCUCAAUUUGGUAAAUCAAAGUUUGUAUGUGAUUGUGUGGAAAUGAAGAUGAAGUUGACAUGAGCAGGAAGGAAUGAUUUCAUUUGCAGAUUCCCAAAACUGAAGAUUUCCCUUCCCCUUCCCUUAUCAUGCCUCUCCAAUUUCCCGCAUAUGCUAUCAUCUCAUGUCUUAUUCCCUUUUCA
Messenger RNA from Prosopis cineraria, 2139 nucleotides. RefSeq lists its product as uncharacterized. The record is from RefSeq and is a predicted model, not a curated record. Bases 394 to 1677 code for a protein of 427 amino acids. The transcript has 13 exons. NCBI's taxonomy places the organism in Eukaryota, Viridiplantae, Streptophyta, Magnoliopsida, Fabales, Fabaceae.